Messenger RNA from Ruditapes philippinarum (Manila clam), 1888 nucleotides. RefSeq lists its product as uncharacterized. The transcript has a single exon. The record is from RefSeq and is a predicted model, not a curated record. Lineage: Eukaryota; Metazoa; Mollusca; Bivalvia; Venerida; Veneridae. Bases 86 to 601 code for a protein of 171 amino acids.
UGAGGCAUACUGGGUCUUUAAUACUUUUAAUUUUUCCUGUUUAGGUGUACAAGAUGGAUGGCAUGGAAAAGUUGACAUUCUUAUCAUGAGCAAGAAUAAACAAGAACUUCCUGUUUUCAUUGGAGAGCCAACUGAAGAUGAUAUUUCAGGAUCCUCAGUGGAAGUAAAGUCAAGUGAAAAACUUGUGAGUGAUUUGUGCCCUCAGAUGAUUGCAGAAACUAUUGUUUUUUUAUUUUUACAGAAUAAGCAGAAUGCUGGAAAAUUACGAAAUAAUUUGAUUCCUGGCAUAGGAAUCAUUAAUGAAAAGUUAAUAGUGUUUAUGUACGACUGCGAAAAUGAUGUUCUUCUCGGAUCUCGUGCAAUGGACCUGUUUGAAGACGAGGAUGUUUAUAUCAGGAUUAUAUUGGUUCUUUGGUUAGUUUUGAAUUACAAACUGUUUGGCACUGGCCUGAUUGACGAGAUCAAAAAUUACAAAGCAAAUUUUCACAGUUUACUUGGUAAUGAAAAUCUUGAGCGAUACAAAACAGAAGUUGCAAUGCCGUUUCACAAAAAACACAGCCAGAAAAGAACGUUUGAUCCAAAUAUAUCCAGUAUACCUUAGGAAAUCUCAAAAGGAGAUUAGAUAGUUACAUGUACCCAGUAAUCCCACUUGAGAAAAUAUACAAAACGUGACUGCAGUAUGACGAGGUAACCAUAUUCUGUGCAAAAAUUAUUACAUUCACAAAAAUGAGGUCUUUUAAAGCCCACUGUAGCACAUAGUUCUUGUGUUCAUUAAUUUGUGUUCCUGACAUUUAAAAUAUUUAUUGAAUUGUUGUCGUUCUGUUAAAUAAGUCAACACUAUUAAUGUCAACAGUUAUAUAUAGACUGUUAAGGUGGCAUUAUAUUGAUAACUAGUAAACAGUAUUAAUGUAUUAAUUUUUCAACUCUUGUGUACAAUGUAAGUGCGCUGUCAUUUAUUAGUUAUGUUAUAGAUAAUAUAACCAUCAUUGCAAUAAGCAGCUUUUACAUUGCUCACUGAGUCACACUUAUUAUAGUUUGAUUUUAAGCAUAGAUCCCUAACCUACCUUAUCCUAAGAAUAAAAUUUGUGGCUUACAAUAUGAUUUUGGUUUAAAAAUUCAGAGUUACUUCCCUUUUGGUUGUUAGUGCUCGCUGACAGUAUGCCAGUUUUUGGACGCCAGUAAUCAGACGGCCACUUGAGUAUUAUUAUGCUCAAUAAACAUACCAUAGUUUCUAGAUAUUCAGAUUAAGCAAUUAGUUCAACAUUUACAUCAGCGUUCAAUGACCUUGACCCUCAAGGUCAAAUUAUUGAAUUUUAGUUAAGUUGUCAUAAUUUUGUUAUUUAUCUAUGUUUGUACAUUUGUAUUUGAUUCAUAUGUGUAUCCAAACAGACAUGCUGAAUAAUUUAUAUAUGACCUUUAAAUGUCCUUGACAGUCAAGGUCAGAUGAUUGAAUUUUGUUUCUAUUUUCUUAACUUUGUUGUUUAUCUAUGGCAAUGAUACAUACUUGGACAAAACAAGUGUGACUUGACAGACCUUUCGUGCACGGAACGGAAGUUGCUCACAACAUUUUUACCGAUGGACAUUUUACACUCGUUGUGAGUUAAUUAAACGGGCGUGAAUAAUGGUUUUUGAGAAAUGUUACAUGUUUGUUACCUGGAAAAAGUAGCAAUAAAUAUGAAAUAGUUAGUCAUUAAAGUGGCAAAAUGUAAACAAAAAAGUAUUUUGACUACCAUAGAAAAAACUUAUUCACUAUAACUGUAUUUAUUAAUUAUAAUCAGUUAUGACAUAGUACUGGUAAAUGGCCAGUGAAUAUUUUUUUAGAUAUUAUAUACCAAAAUUAAAAAAGCAUUUGAUAUAUAAAAAUAAUAAGCAUUUCUGAGGCAUUAUG